AUGGUAUUUCCCUACACCGGACCGACUCCUUUGACAUUGGCAGUCGAGAAUGAGCAAGAGGACAUUGUGAAAGUGCUUCUGGAUCGUGGCGCCAACAUUUAUGGCGGUCCCCUCAGUACGGCUAUUGUGGGGUGCAAUAUCAAGAUGACUGAACUACUCUUAACCAAAUUUGAGCAUGUCGAAGGCCGGCUUAAUCCUUUGGUCGUCGCAGUAAGGGAUGGCGAUAUGGACAUAUUCAGAUUCCUCUUAGACAGAGGGUUCAACCAGGAGGAGGCUUUGGUGGAAGCAAUUGAGCAUGAUCGCGAAGAGAUCGUUAACAUACUCCUCGAAAGAGGGACAGAUCCGGAUGUCCCAAGCGUACCAUGCACGAGUGCUGUCAGUGCAGCAAUUGUCCGUCGGAAUGGUACUAUUUUGAGAAACCUGCUGCAAUAUGGGGCUCAUAUUCACCCUGAGACCCUGAAGUUUACGGGAUGGCAGAGCCCGGAGGAUAUAGCAGCGUUGGCAAAACAGUUUCCCAUUCUCACUUAUUCGAGAAAGUCGAUGCAUCCCCCCAAAGAUAAUGGAUUUCAAUUCAUUUGA
Penicillium daleae is the source of this 579-nucleotide messenger RNA. RefSeq names its product ankyrin repeat domain-containing protein. Lineage: Eukaryota; Fungi; Ascomycota; Eurotiomycetes; Eurotiales; Aspergillaceae. The coding region runs from base 1 to 579 and encodes 192 amino acids. The transcript has a single exon. Gene Ontology annotation, molecular function: protein binding. The record is from RefSeq and is a predicted model, not a curated record.